Messenger RNA from Daldinia caldariorum, 2364 nucleotides. RefSeq names its product SDA1-domain-containing protein. Gene Ontology annotation, cellular component: nucleolus. NCBI's taxonomy places the organism in Eukaryota, Fungi, Ascomycota, Sordariomycetes, Xylariales, Hypoxylaceae. The record is from RefSeq and is a predicted model, not a curated record. Bases 41 to 2254 code for a protein of 737 amino acids. Gene Ontology annotation, biological process: ribosomal large subunit export from nucleus; ribosomal large subunit biogenesis. The transcript is spliced from 3 exons.
ACUCGGUCUCUUACGGGCGCAUCACAUAACUUGCUUCAAAAUGGGCAAAAGAAAGGUCGCGGCGCUCGAGAAAAUAGAGGCUGACCUUGCCGGUCUUCAGUAUAAAAUUAGGAAAGAUCCAGAAGCAUACGAGAAAGAGUUCAUUGAGAAUUGGCAACAAUUCGAUGCUGCGCACGAGAAAUUCCUAGCGGCCCCGGUGGGCGCUGAUUCUAACUCACUCAUAACUUUCCGAGAGCAAAUAGAUCUAAUUGCCCAUUGUGCCGAGCUGUAUCCUCAGAUAACUGCGACGUUCCCGGACGCGCUCAAAGAUGUACUUACCAAGCAUCAUGCCGUGUUGGAACCUACCCUGCGAGAAAAAAUAGUAUCUAGCCUUACUCUACUGCGCCGGAAAGAUGUUAUCGACAGCAACUAUCUCCUCACUACCCUGUUUCCUAUUCUCAUCAGCACUCCCUCGAAGUCCUUAAGAAUGAUCCUCUAUCAGAAAAUACUGAGCGACAUAAGGAACACAAAUACAAAGACGACAAAUCACCGAGUAAAUCGGACUAUGCAAACCGUCCUCUAUAACCUCGUCACUUCAGAUCGCUCCUCUCCGAAAGCUUUAUGGGCCGUCAAGCUGGUACGCGAAUUAUGGCGGCGCCAAGUAUGGAGCGACGCUAAAACUGUUGAUAUUAUGCGCCAAGCUUGCCUGGCAGAUAAUGAGAAGGUGAUUGUAGGGGGUGUGAGAUUUUUCCUUGGGGGGGAUAAGGAACGUGAAGAAUUUGAGGAUGAAAGUAGCGACGAAGAAACAAUCGAUAUUAAGAAGGUUAAACAUUCGAUCGGGAUUAAUAAGAAGACGAAGAAGUCAAAAAAGAUUCUUGACAAGGCCGUCGACAAGAUUAAGAGGCAGGAGCGCAAGAAGAAUGCGCCGCAUCCGCUCAACUUUUCCGCAUUACAUUUGCUACAGGAUCCUCAAGGUUUCAGCGAGCACUUGUUUGAGAAGCACCUUCAAAAUUCCAAGGCUAAGCUCGCUCUUGAAAGCAAGCUUCUUGUCUUACAGCUUGUCACCCGUUUAGUCGGUUUGCACAAGUUGACGGUUAUAUCGCUCUACUCCUGGUUCAUAAAAUACCUUUCUCCUAGGCAGCAAUCAGCCUCGUCUUUUCUAGCGUCACUCGCUCAAGGUACUCACAACUUAGUACCUCCAGACGCAAUCGAGCCGUUAAUACAAAAGAUCGCGAACGAGUUCGUAUCUGAAGCAUCGGCAUCCGAGGUCUGUUCUGCUGGUCUCAACGCAAUCCGCGAGAUAUGUGUCCGGCAACCGCUGGCGAUGAAUGAAACGUUGUUACAGGAUUUAGUCGAAUACAGGAAGAGCAAGGAUAAGGGAGUCAUGAUGGCUGCAAAGGGUCUUCUCUCAUUGUACCGCGAAAAGGGCGCCGAGAUGUUGAGGAAGAAAGAUCGUGGCAAGGAUGCGACCAUAGGUCUCAAGAGCGGCGAUCUGAAGCAACCGAAAUUCGGCGAAGAGCAAGUUGGCGAAAUUGAAGGCCUCGAGCUCCUUGCCAAGUGGAAAGAGGAGCAGAGGAAACAGAAACGAGCCGAACGUGGGUUACCAGAAGGAGACGAAAAGGGAGAGGACGAAGAAGAUGGUUGGAAUUCGGACGAUUGGGAAGUUGCAUCAACUGAUAGCAGCGACUCCGGGGAAUGGAUUAGGGUAAGCGAUUCAGAAGAUGAAGCAGAGCCCGAACCAGAUGCGAAGAGACAAAAAGUCAAUCCUGAUGAUCCCGAAGAGGACAGCAAAGAAAGUGCGCAGAACGAAGCUGUUGAUUUCAUAAAAUUGGCCACGACCCAGAUCCUUACCCCGGCAGACUUGGCUAAACUUCGAGAAUUGCGAAUGGAGGCGAGCAUAGAUAAAGCUAUGGGCAGCAAACGCAAGAAGGAGCUGGAAAGCCGACAUGUUGACGAAGGAUUGACGGCAGAGCAAAUUGAGGCGCCAUCCAGGUUGCGUAAGACUACAAAGGAAGAGCGAAUAGCACUGGCGAAGGAGGGCAAACCGGAUCGUGAAGAGCACAAGUCUACACAAGCCAUACGAAAGUCCAAGAAGGAGGCCGAGGGCAAGUCAUCAACUAAUAAGGAAAAGGCACGCAAGAAGAAUUUCCUGAUGACACUAGGCAAGGCGAAGUCGAAACAGAAACGAAGUCUCGUUGCCACGAGGAAUAUCUUGAAGAAUCAUAUUGACAGAAGUAAAUCCGGUGGCAGGAGGAGAAAUGGCGUAUCGCGAUAGUACCUAACCUAAACGAAAUAGGUCGCAAGAGGGUCUAAGGAACUCGAAGUUCUUCUUCGCACCAAGUAGCGUCGUCAGCAGCAUGACCGAUACUGGCUCAGGAUGCUAUA